This is a messenger RNA of Vitrella brassicaformis, 2233 nucleotides long. Lineage: Eukaryota; Vitrellaceae. The record is from the annotation of a GenBank genome assembly.
AGCAGAGCAUGAAAAUCAGCAUGGUUUGACCAUCACCACGUAUGCAUGCAUACACGCAGGUGUGAUGUCUGUACAGUUGCACUCACUGCUCUUGAUGGAUGGAUGGCCAGACGGCAAAAACACACACACGCCCAAGCACACGCCAACCGGCCAGCCACGGAGACAGUCAUCGAUCGACUCACAUGCACCAGCACGGACAUCACAUCGUGUAUGUAUGUACAUAAAGGCCUGCAGUCACACACACUGCCGCAUACACGGACGAUUUAUGUAUGCACACACGCAUGCAGGUGGGUGACCACAACACAAGCAAGGCAGCCAGACCGGCGUACUCUCUCGCGCUUGGAGCCUCAACCACAAGACCAAAACGAGGCCAACAAAACCAAUAGAGAGAUCCAUCCAUCCAUCCAUCCACCCAGCCAGCCAGCCAUCCAUCCGGCCAGCCGACCAGCCGAUGUUGAAUACCUCAUCCCUCUAAAUGCGGCGGGUGCUCUCAGGGCAGGAUGCCAUCCUAUCGAACGACACACGUCCAUACAUGUUUGCUUGUGUAUCAAUUUGUCUUAAAUACGCGGUAUGCAUACGUACACACACACACAGACACACACACACACACACACGUGUAUACGUGCCACGGUUCCCGUGUCAUGGUGAUUUAUAAAACAGCCAGCCACCAAUCACCUCAGCACACAGACACACACAGCUGCACACCACACCACACCAGACUGCCAUCGACGCCCGCCCCGUCAAAAAAUGUGUGUACCAAGGGACGAAGGAAAAAACAGCCGAGCCAUGCAGUCGACUGAUGAUUGCGUUCGUGUCCACACAGAUAAUGACACGUGCACCCGGCCACCAGCCACUCGUUCAAAACUCCCAGCCAGCCCCGAAGGCAGGCAGGCAAUCCAACCGUCCGUCCACCCAUCAUCCAUAUAUCACACUCCCCCCUCCCCGCCCUCACACACAACUACGGCAACCAUAAGCACUGUCGUGUUGGUCGGCGAGUCAGUCUUGGUAGACCGCCUUGGCCGCCGCGCCGUUGAGGAUGCUCUCGAGCAGCGCGUCGCCGUAUUUCAUCCGCACCUCCGCGACGCCCACGUGUGGACAGGGCAGCAGCCGGGUCUCCCGCCACUCGUGAGUGUCUGCGCUGCCGAUCAUGACGGGCAGGUAGCCAAGGGACCGGUACUUGGCGUACUCGGCGGGCUCAAGGGGGCUGGGCGGAGAUGGGCAGAGGUUGACCAUCUCCAGCCCGUCGCCAGGCAGGUUGGAGAAGGCCUCGAGCUUGCGGGUGUGCGGGCCGCUCAGGACCCAGCCGAUGACCACGUGGCCGCCACACGCGAUGUGGGUGACGUAGAUCAGGGUGCUCUCGUCGAUACACGUCCCUCCCAGCCCCACAGUGGCUUCGGUGGUGCGGAAGAAGGCCUCGAAUGGCUCCAUCUCGGGCGUGACGACGGGAGGAGGGCCGUACGAUGUGCAGUUGGUGACCUGCGUGAACAACAGGAUCAUGGCGCCUGCUGUAGCGGGCUGAGGAGGGUCAUACUCACCUUCUCGACAGGGUCAUCGGCAGGUGGUACAUGCACGGCGUCCAACGACUGAAGGCCAUCCCCAAAACGUCCUGAUGGACACAGUCACACAGACAACCACACAUGGCUUCGCAGGUGGUGGGUGUGGUCGGUGUGCUGCACACUCUGUCGCAUAUGCGAGUGUACCAGUAGGUGUGGCGUCGGGCUUGAUCUCUGGCGACGAGUCGUCCUUUGUCGAGGCCUCAGACAUCAUGCUGCUUGUGCACAGAUCACACCACGCCACACACCACCACACACUUGAUGUUUGACGGGAGCACGCAGGAUGUCUUUUCCUUUCCAUCCUACCUUAUCUUUCGGAGUUUCUUUUUGUCUUUGGAGGCGCGGCGCUUCUUGGCGGCCUUCGACUGACUGGCCUGAUGGGCAAACCAAUGUCACACAAACACACACAGACACCGAUGGUGAUGAGAAGAUGCUGACGCAUCCAUCCGUGUCGGCAUGCACGGUCUCCCCCUGUCCGCGGGUGUGGUGUGGAUCCCCUCCCUCAGCACAUGUGUGCCCCCUGUGCGCACCUUGUCAUCGCCGGACGGGUGCUUCUGGGGCGCGGGUGACGGUGCCGUCACGUCAUGCGCUGCAUCUGUGUCAGCGAGCGGCAUCAUCCUCUUCUCCACCCAGCGACAAAAGGCGGCAAUGCUUUGUUUCCCGAGAGCAAGACGGGCGCG